AUGUUAGCAGUAAACCUUUUCCUUUUGGGCUUCUUCUUCAAUUUUUCCAUAUUCUAUGCCACUGAAGUUGACUACCUGAAUCACAGUUGUUCAAGCAAUAAAACCUUCACUCCAAACACGCCCUACCAAUCCAACCUCCAAACCCUCCUCACAUCCCUAGCUUCCCAUGCCACCACCACACAAUUCUUCAACACCACAACGGGUGGUGGAGACGCCAACGAAAUCGUUUAUGGCUCCUUCAUGUGCCGUGGUGAUGUCACCAACCACACGUGCCAAGAAUGCAUUAGAACUGCAACCCAACAAAUAUCCAAAGUGUGUCCCAACUCCAAAGAGGCCUUAAUUUGGUACCACGAAUGUUUGGUUCGUUAUUCGAACCGCUGUUUUUUCUCCACCUUGGAGGAGUUGCCUAGGUUUAACUUCAUGGAUUACAACGUAACGAAUUCAACAAAGGAGGAAGGAAGCUAUGGAUUCUGGUUGUUAUCGAAAACGUUGAGUGAUGCUGUGAGUGAGGCAGCGAACGCUGGUCCCGCAGGCACCAUGAAAUUCGCAACGAAAAACGCUACCGUGUUUGGGUCUCAGAAAGUUCAUACUCUUGUUCAGUGCACGCCAGAUCUAUCAAGCGAAGAUUGCAGCAAGUGUUUGGGUGAUAUUAUGAGAGAUAUUUCUUUGUGUUGUCUUGGAAGGGUUGGUGGAAUGGUUCUGUUUCCCAGUUGCACUUUGAUGUUUGGGGCAAGACAUUUCUACAGAGAGAUUACUGUUGUUGGUUCUAAUGGAACCCAAAUAUCAGAACCUCCAGGUAAACUCUCGUUUCAUGCCUAA
Molecule: messenger RNA, 819 nt
Organism: Sphenostylis stenocarpa
Lineage: Eukaryota; Viridiplantae; Streptophyta; Magnoliopsida; Fabales; Fabaceae
Source: the annotation of a GenBank genome assembly